CACCAGCGCCGUUAACAAAAUGGCCGCAUACACGAUUAUUUUGAUGCUACACGUUUUCUACACUUGUCCGUCUAUUUUUUGUGUUUAAGAAUCAAGUUGUGCUGUCUUCUUCUGUUUAGUCGCAACUCUGGUGCGAAAGAUGACGGCGGACGACAUUAAACGCAAGACACAGGAGUUUCUAAGCGAUAAAAGACAUUCGAACAACCUCGUGGAUAUAAUUGCCGGCUUGCUCUCCGACGAGAACAGAGUAGUGACCGCAAGCAUAAACGCAACAAACCAAGUGUUUUGCCACCUUUUACAGACGUCGACAGUGCUCACAGACACAUGUGACGAAACGGUGCAAGAAGCCAUCGGAAAAUACAAUGACUGGCUACGUGACAGGUUUGUGGAUGCGCAAAACGGUCUGCUGGACAUGCUGUCCACAGGGCAAACGAAACACCGUCUGCUGUGCCUUGAUACGCUCAUGAAAUGGAUAGAGCUUGAAGCGAACUGCAAGAAGCCCGGCGAGCAUCAUGUCCCACAUGCGAAACUCGAACGCGUUGUGUACGCCCUCCUGUCCAGUGACGUAGACAUGAAGGAUGUCGUGGACAAAUUCGGAGAAUAUAUGAAGCUUGCAGAUGUAAAAACGUUCACGCUCAAAUUUCUCCUGAAGGCGACGAAAGAGUGGAAACGGUCCCCACCAAAUGAACAGUAUUUGAAGAACAUGUACUGCCUCAUUCGAAACAUCGACAUAGCACAGAGGCCACCGUCGGAUAAAGUGCCCGUGCCAGUCCUGGGUGGAGAGAAGGUCUUUGUUGUCAACGCCGAACAGGACGUGAAGAGGAUCUCGGCCGUGUGGAUAAGCUUCAUUGCGCAGAAACUACCUGUGAAACUCUAUAAGGAACUACUUAUUCUUCUGCCCGACAAAAUAAUCCCACACCUCCACAAUCCGCUCCUUGUUGCAGACUUUUUCAUCGAGUCUUACAAUCGAGGUGGAGCGCUGAGCCUGAUGGCUCUCAACGGCCUGUUCAUCCUCAUCCACAAGUAUCACCUCGACUACCCAAACUUCUACGAGAAGCUGUACGCUCUCCUUGUCCCAGAUGUUUUCUACCAAAAGUACAGAGCCCGUUUCUUCUUCUUGAUGGAUUUGUUUCUGUCGUCCACUCACAUACCCGCGUACCUCGUUGCUGCUUUCGCAAAGAGGUUAGCGCGGCUAGCACUGACGGCACCGUCGUACGGAUUGCAGUACGUCAUACCUUUCAUUGGCAAUCUCAUGAUACGACACAAAGGACUUGAUUUCCUUAUUAAUAGCGACGGUGAGGAGGAUAUGAAGACCGAUCCCUACGAUGAGAACGAGCCCGACCCAUCAAAAUGCCGAGCUACCGAGAGUUGCCUGUGGGAAUUGAAGACCCUGCAAAGCCACUGGCAUCCCGAUAUUGCGAAGAAAGCACGUUUCAUCGAAAACCCUCUUCAGAGAGUCGAAUGUGACAUUUCCCAGACCCUCGAAGACGGUUACAGAGAGAUGAUGCUGAAAGCUAAAAAGAAGAAGUACAAAGAGGCACCUGUGAACUUUCACCAGCCUACAGGAAUCUUGCAGCAAAAAGAAGAAUGCUUGAGUCAACUGUGGGACCUCGAAUGAUGCGAUGUAUAAAAAUGCUAGUUGAUGUAAAUAAAUUAUUUUCAUUUUC
Messenger RNA from Ornithodoros turicata, 1667 nucleotides. RefSeq names its product nucleolar complex protein 4 homolog B-like. Lineage: Eukaryota; Metazoa; Arthropoda; Arachnida; Ixodida; Argasidae. The transcript has a single exon. Gene Ontology annotation, cellular component: nucleolus; small-subunit processome; Noc4p-Nop14p complex. The record is from RefSeq and is a predicted model, not a curated record. Bases 140 to 1618 code for a protein of 492 amino acids. Gene Ontology annotation, biological process: ribosome biogenesis.